This is a messenger RNA of Exophiala oligosperma, 2402 nucleotides long. RefSeq lists its product as uncharacterized. The record is from RefSeq and is a predicted model, not a curated record. The transcript has a single exon. Lineage: Eukaryota; Fungi; Ascomycota; Eurotiomycetes; Chaetothyriales; Herpotrichiellaceae. Bases 326 to 1987 code for a protein of 553 amino acids. Gene Ontology annotation, cellular component: membrane. Gene Ontology annotation, molecular function: carbohydrate:proton symporter activity. Gene Ontology annotation, biological process: transmembrane transport; carbohydrate transport.
CUUCGCCGAACUGUUCGCCUACGGUUCUGGCGAUCAUCAAGUUACAGAAAAACCUACACACAUGGCUAUGCAGGACCGUAUUCUGGAAGUCUCAUUAGUCACUCACAAUCUCAUUCCCACCGACGGACGAGAGUCGGCAGUCGCCAGGAAAUCUCCUGGCGGCUCUAGACCGUCGACAGGGCCUGGAAUCCGCGAACUAUAAAGUGACACAACAACCCUCUCAUGAGCCUUCUCCCAGAGUUCGAUCCAGAAGGUACUUCGUUCCCAGGACGACGACUCAGACCCGGUUCCUCGCGGAAAUCCAACACGCCAUCGGCUAUGAGACAUGGAUGCUACAAGCACCAUGACCCCGAAUACCACGGACACCAUGCGAUCCCUCGACGCUAACACGGGCCCGAUCGACAAGAAGCCGAUGGACAAGACGAGUCUAGGAACUCAAAUAUUAGAAACGCAGACCGUCCAAGGUGCCCUUGAUGCACAGACGGCUGAGCAUACCCUGUCGCUACGCACGGCGUUCCAACGAUAUCCCAUGGCCAUCGCCUGGUCGCUAUCUCUCUCUACAGCCGUCAUCAUGGAGGGGUACGACACGGAUCUCAUCUACUCCUUCUUCGGUUUGCCUGCCUUUGCGCAAAAGUACGGCCGCCUCCAGCCUAACGGUACGUAUUCGCUUACGGCUCCGUGGCAAAGUGCCUUGGGCCAGGGGACCAUGAUAGGCCAGUUCUUCGGUCUGAUCGUCACGGGCUACGCGACUGAUCGCUUUGGCUUCAAAAAGACCACCGCCGCCGCCUGCUUCUUCAACGCUGCCUUUGUCUUUAUCCUUUUUUUCGCCCCCAGCAUUGGAGCCUUGUUGGUUGGCGAGAUUCUCCUCGGGUUACCCCUCGGAGUCUUUCUAACCUUGACAACCGUGUACGCGGCGGAGAUCACCCCGCUAGCCCUCCGGCCGUACCUGGAGACGUACGUCAACAUUUGUUGGAGCAUCGGCAAGUUCUUGGCCAGCGGCGUCCUACGCGCUUACACCAACGACACAACACAGUGGGCGUAUCGCGUGCCGUGGGCGGUUCAAUGGAUCUGGCCGCCGCUAAUCAUGGUCGCCGCUGCCUUUGCUCCUGAGUCGCCCUGGUGGCUGGUGCGCAAGGACAGGCUGGAGGACGCCCGUCGGUCUCUCCAGAGACUCUCGCGCGGGCUGGAUGCGCAGCAGAUCGACAACACGCUCAGCGAGAUGGUGCUGACCAACCAACACGAGAUGGCUCUCGAGCAAGGCACGAGCUAUUGGGACUGCUUCCGCGGCACCAACCUCCGCCGCACCGAAAUCUCAUGCAUGGCCCAGGCGAUGCAGCCGCUGGUGGGAUUCUCGCUGGUUCUGUACACGACGUCGUUCUUCCAGGCGCAGGGUCUUGGUGCUGACGAAGCGUUCGACCUCAGUCUGGGCCAGAACGCCGUCGGCAUGGGCGCGGGUAUCCUCAUCUGGUUUGUGUUCCCACGGGUGGGCCGACGCACCAUCUACCUCUGGGGUCUUGGGGCAUGUUUCGUGCUGGAGAUGAUCAUCGGCGGUCUGGGAGUCCCUACGUACACGCGGGCGACCUCGUGGACGACGGGUGCACUCAUCAUCACCUUCUACUUUGUCUACUCGCUUUCGGUCGGGCCCAUGUCGUACAUUCUGGGGUUCGACGUGCCUUCAACGCGGCUUCGCAGCAAGACCGCCGUCAUCGGCCGUAACGCCUAUCAUAUUGCCUCGGUCUUCAACAACACUCUGACCACUUACAUGAUCAGUGCGACGGCGUGGAAUUGGCUGGGCAAGACAGCCUUCUUCUGGGCCGGCUCGACGGUCUUUCUCUGGAUCUGGACCUUUUUCCGGCUUCCCGAGGUCAAGGACCGCACGUUUGCCGAGCUCGACUUUUUGUUUGAAAACCGAAUUCCCGCCCGACAAUUCCAAAAGACCAGAGUCCAAGUCUUUGGCGAAGAUGAAGGCAAGGAGGGCAAGGUGUAGAUCAAGCAUGGGAAUUUGUGACCAAGCAUAGACUGAGCGGUCUCUGUUGCGUACCGUGGGGGCAUCUGAAAAUGCAGGGCGGUCUUGUCAAAUCAGUACAAGAGCACAAUUGGAAGGGGUCACAGCAUCGUCUUGCAACGAUACUCGGCUCGCGACUUAUUCAUACAACGAUUGGACAAAUUCCUCCAAUCCCUUUUGGUGAAAUAUCACGACAUAGUGUCAAGUAUCUAACGGAGAUUCAUUGUCCUCGUUUGCUGAGUCCGAUGAAUCCAUCUUUUGGUCUAUCUAGGGAGUGAAGCGAGUCAGUAUAAUGGACUCAAUAAUGCGACAACAGUCAAUUGUUGCGUUCAUUCAUAAAUUGAUUCUCGCUCACAGUCGCGUCACUUUUCUUUCACACACAUCUCUCCAGAGCGGC